Molecule: messenger RNA, 276 nt
Organism: Sesamum indicum (sesame)
Lineage: Eukaryota; Viridiplantae; Streptophyta; Magnoliopsida; Lamiales; Pedaliaceae
Source: RefSeq, a predicted model, not a curated record
AUGGAAAUGUACGAGCGGAGCAACCACAGUGGGCCGACAGAGGCAGGGAGCGGUGGUGGUGCUCGUAAAACGUACGCGCAUGGACCCGAUUCUCAUCCUUCUACAAGGAAUCCAAGAACGUCACGGCCGUGGCACGGCGGCCGAGAGGAGCUGAAGAGGAAGAAAAGGAUAGCCAAGUAUAAAUUGUAUGCGGCUGAAGGGAAAGUGAAGGAUUCUUUUAGAAAAGGGUUGAGUUGGAUGAAGAGGACGUGCUCCAAGAUCGUGCAUGGAUUCUAG